CUAAGUAAUUAUUUUAACUAACUGAUCACAGGGUGUAAAAUCUGUGUUUUUUAAACUUCAAGAUCGUGCUACACAGUUAGCCUGCUGCUAAUGUCGGCAACAAGGCAACUGCGAUGAAAUAGUAGAGGUAACUUGACCUAAUGUAGAUGAGUGACGAACACUGGCAACGCCUCACAAGCACUAAUGGAAUGUGUCAAACCUGUCAAAGUAGAAAAGAAACAAGGUAAAUCUGUGGCCAGAAUUCAAAUAGAAGAUGAUGGCAGUUACGUCCAAGUCAACCAGGAUGGUGGGAAAAAGAAGCUGGAGAAAGCAAAGAUCUCGCUGAAUGACUGUUUGGCCUGUAGUGGCUGUAUCACAUCAGCAGAGAGUGUCCUCAUCACACAGCAGAGCCACGAGGAGCUUUUCAAAGUGCUGCGUAACAACAAGACCAGUGCAUCAGAGCAGAAAGUUGUGGUGAUAUCGGUGUCACCGCAGUCCAGAGCCUCCCUUGCAGCACACUAUGGCCUCAGCAGUAGUGAGGCAGGCAGGAGGCUUACCUCUUUCUUUAAAGGCCUUGGGGUGCAUCAUGUAUUUGAUACAAGCUUUAGUCGGACCUUCAGCCUGCUGGAGAGCCAAAGGGAGUUUGUGGAGCGUUUCCAGAGGAAGGAGCAGGACAGCAAGGCCCUGCCCAUGCUGACAUCUGCCUGCCCAGGUUGGAUCUGCUAUGCAGAAAAGACCCAUGGGGAGUUUAUUCUCCCAUACAUUAGUACCAUUCGCUCUCCGCAGCAGAUGAUGGGUUCUCUGGUUAAAGGCUAUUUUGCUGAACAACAGGGCCUGAGUCCACAGCAGAUCUACCACGUGGCAGUAAUGCCCUGCUUUGACAAGAAACUUGAGGCCUCGAGGACAGACUUCUACCUGAACAAAGCUGAGACCCGAGAAGUGGACUGUGUCAUCACCUCUGGAGAAGUUCAGAAAAUGCUGGAUGAGGAGAAUGUGUCCCUUAAUGACUUUGGGCCUGCAGUCCUAGAUACACAAUGUACAAUGCUCAGCAGCGUUUGUGGGGAUGAGUUCCUGAGUCAUGCUGGGAGUGGUUCAGGGGGUUACCUCCAUCACGUCUUCACCUAUGCGGCAAAGCAGCUGUUUGGAGAGGAGGUGAAGGAGCUCACCUACAAGACCCUCAGGAAUAAAGACUUCCAGGAGGUGACUCUAGAGAGGGAUGGAGUAGUCCUGCUGUCCUUUGCUUCCAUGUACGGCUUCCGAAACAUCCAGAAUCUGGUGCAGAAACUCAAGAGGGGGAAGUCACCUUACCAUUUUGUAGAGGUUAUGGCCUGUCCCUCAGGUUGUCUCAAUGGUGGUGGGCAGGUGAAGGCCACACCUGGUCAGAAUGCAAAGGAGCUUCUCCAGACGGUUGAGGAUCUCUACAAGGCAGAACGCCCCCUGGCCCCUGAGGAUGACACCCGUGUGGCUGAGCUGUAUCAGUCCUGGCUCCACAGUGUAGGAGAGGAAAGAGCCAAAGAGCUGCUGCACACACAGUACCACACUGUGGAGAAGAUGACCAGUGGGCUCAAUAUGAAGUGGUGAUCACUGAUUUUGCCUCAGUUCACGUUCAGCUGAUAGGAUGAUUUUGCAGAAUUUUAGGCCACAAGUUUUAAAAAAUGUUUUUUAACCAGACAGUGACUACAGAAUGUGUGACCAUUUCUGUCUCUGUUCAGAGAGAAGGGGUUUGGGCAAUGGGUUUAUGUAUGCCAGCAACUUUUUAAACAACCUUUCUCCUUGUCCAAAACCUGUGUGCCUGGCAAGAUGUAAGACCAAGGCAUAGAUGAUGAUAUACAUUGAAGCAAAUCAGAUUGGGUGGUCUGAUGACUUGCUAUUACACUACUGUGCUCUCAACUUUAAAAAUAGUAAAUCAUUCAUUUGCACGACACCUGUUACACACUGGAAAUGUGAGUUGAAAUAAUACAAAGCAAAAUCUAAUUCCAUGUUUGUUUAACAUAAUGAGUGUGUAUAUAUAUAUAGGUUUUUUGAAACAUGAAGAUGUCCAAUAAAACACAGAUUCAGGUUAA
Molecule: messenger RNA, 2042 nt
Organism: Monopterus albus (swamp eel)
Lineage: Eukaryota; Metazoa; Chordata; Actinopteri; Synbranchiformes; Synbranchidae
Gene: ciao3
Product: nuclear prelamin A recognition factor-like
Exons: 11
Coding region: 184-1560 (458 amino acids)
Source: RefSeq, a predicted model, not a curated record